GGCACGGGAGCAGGCCGCGCGGCGGGGGCGGUUCAGGCUCGGUUGUGAGGUGCGGCUCGGGCUGCCUGCGGGCCCUGGGCUGGAGCUGGCGGUGGGGGGGAGGGGUGAAAGGCUAGGGAGAGGGGAGGCUCCUUGGGAGCCUGUUCGUAGGGGCGGCUGAUGCUGCCGUGUGGCGGGCGGGCAACCGGGGAAAAUGAGGAGUUUUCACUGUUUUAGCGUUGUUUGGCUUGUUGAUACCACGUUUUUACUGAGCGUACAUGCGGGGAGCACCAGUCAAACGGCGUUGUAGGCCUCGUCUUGCAGCACACGGGGUAACGUGGAAAACCUGAAACUCACGGAGUGAGAUUGCAUUUGAAGCUGCUUGUGUGCUCCUGAGGCCCUGUCCCCUCAGGACUGUGCUGUUCCAUUUUGCCCAGGUUACCUUGAAGAACAUUCUGCAGUGUAAUUUUAUAGUGUCCAAGCAGCUCAUCUAUUGAUACUUAGUAAAUCUCUAGUAAAACAGCUUCUGAGAGUGCCAUCAUCUGGAUCCAGAGGUUACUUUUAAGAAAAUGUGGACUGCCAGAAGUCUCUGUACUGCACAAAUACUGUUACUUGAGUUGAAAGAAGGUAGAUUGUGUAGUUGCUUUCUUUCAAAAAAACAGCAGUUCUGGACUGGAAUUCUAAACUAUUGUACCCUAAGAGCACCAUAUGACAGAGCUAAAUACCAGGUUUCCAAGAUAAAUGAAAAAAAGUCAGUAAUAGGUACUGCAGUUGCUAUUAAUGCAGGAGGAAUUAAAAGAACUUCUGGACAUAGUCCCAGUGGAGAAUAUGAUGGAAGACAAGACACAUUAGAAGCAAAAAUGAAACGUGUCAAUCUAUCAUUUGCAUCAUGUGGGUUUCUGGGUAUAUACCACUUGGGGGCAGCAGCUGCUCUUUACAGGCAUGGUAAGAAGUUACUGAAAGUUGUGAAAGAUUUUGCAGGAGCUUCUGCAGGAUCCCUGGCUGCCACUGUCUUAUUAGCAGUACCAGAAAAUAUAGAGAAAUGUCAGCAGUUUACCUAUGAAUUUGCUGAAGAAGUCAGAAAAUUGGACUUUGGUGCAGUAACUCCUGGUUACGAUUUUAUGAAAAGACUUAGGGAAGGCAUAGAAUCUAUUCUUCCUUCUAAUGCUCAUGAGAUAGCUGAGAAUCGGCUCUAUGUGUCUGUUACUAAUGUGAGAAAUGGGAAAAAUUACUUGUUCUCAAAUUUUGCCUCCAGGGAGGACCUCAUUAAGGUCCUGCUAGCAAGUAGUUUUGUACCAGUAUAUGCUGGAAUGAAGCCAGUCGAGUAUAAAGGAGAGAAGUGGGUUGAUGGUGGCAUUACCAAUGGCCUUCCUAUCUUGCCUUUUGGACGAACGAUUACGAUUUCUCCUUUCAGUGGUCGAUUAGAUAUCUGUCCACAAGAUAAAGGACGUGUUGAUCUGUAUGUUAAAUUUGCAAAACAAGAUAUAAUGUUGUCUUUGGCCAACCUAGUAAGAUUUAAUCAAGCUAUGUUUCCACCAAACCAGGAGAAAAUGGAAUCACUGUACCAAAAUGGUUUUGAUGAUGCUGUACAUUUUUUACUAAAAGAAAACUGGUUUGAAUAGGCAAAACAUUGAAGGAAAAAAAAACCAAAAACCUACAGCUUUCAAAACACAGCUAUAGGCAUUCUGCCUCAAAUCUAGGAGAUAGUUAUCACAGUUUCUGUUUAUUGAAAUAAAAAUCCCAUUUGGAAUUGCAUCAUCUUCUGCCAAGAAAGCAUCAUCUCCAUUCAGAAGACCUGUUUAAACUGUUUAAACAGAUUGAGAACUGUACUUGCCUAGUAGUUGGCUUGUUUGAGAAGAUUCAACUUCUGAUCCAUUUUGCUUCGGAACUGGACUUUAAAUUGGCAAUUGUAAAAGCUUCUGUUACCAUAAUUAUAGAAAUUUGGAAGACAUUUCCAGUGUUAUUUGAAAGACUGAUCAGUGUUGUACCAUGAAGAAUUUUAGUCUGUAUUCCUCACUUAAUAUAGCAGUAGUGUAUGCUUAUCGAGCGUUUGCAACAUUGCUAAUCUAAUUUACUUCUUAAAGCUUUUUAAAGGAUCUGAACUCUUAGCACUGGCCGCAAGAAAUAAAACAUUUGCACUUUUAUCUCUGAUGUGUUUAUUUUUUUUAACAUUAAAGUUUUUGCAUUUCUCAGUGAAAGCACUUUCUCAAUUGGAAAUACUAUUUGAAACUUUUGUGACAGAACUGUGAUGUCUUGUCCACUAAAAAUAUCUUGUACAGAAGAGUAGUUAUUUUUACUGUGUUUUCUUCUGCUGAUAAAAUUGAAUAAACUUAUUUUCUUGAAA
Molecule: messenger RNA, 2323 nt
Organism: Gallus gallus (chicken)
Lineage: Eukaryota; Metazoa; Chordata; Aves; Galliformes; Phasianidae
Gene: PNPLA4
Product: patatin like phospholipase domain containing 4
Exons: 9
Coding region: 549-1601 (350 amino acids)
Biological process (GO): lipid homeostasis; triglyceride catabolic process
Cellular component (GO): membrane; cytoplasm; lipid droplet
Molecular function (GO): triacylglycerol lipase activity; retinyl-palmitate esterase activity
Source: RefSeq, a predicted model, not a curated record